AACCCCUGCCGGUGCUGAACAUCUGCCAAAAAAGCAGACGACGAAGAAGAAGCAGCUGAAUCGGGAGUGAUGGAGUCCAGCAAGUGACGAGUCCAGUUUACUAGCAUCACAAAACACUAAAGCACCGCACUGAGACGGAAAAGAACACAUUUCUCGAUGCUAUUUUAUGUGCGGUAAUAGUUUGAGACUAAUUGAACGUGUUUGAGGACGAAACAGCCCGUUUAUAAGGCUCAGUGCGGUGGCCUGGCUAACAGUAGCUAUCGGUGUUUCCACUUAAUCAGCUCACGAAGCCGCGUCUCCUCCAAAACCAGAAACUCCUGCUGGAAUAACUUCAUCUUUACAAGAGUGAGGAAAGAAACAUUCACGUACCUUUUUAAUCUGAGGUAACUCGUGGCGAUAGUCGGUCCAGCUGGAGGAGAAGUGUUCAUCCAUGUCCACGAGUUCCUGCAGGUUUCUCCGCUUCAGUAACACUCACCAUCAUGUCCCUGGUCGCCUACGGCAGCAGUGAUGACAGUGACUCGGAGGAAACCUCCACUCCUGCACCAGCAGGACGCAAGCCCAGCGGAGGAGGGCUGUUCUCCCGCCUGCCCGCUCCAAAAACAUCUGUAUCAGGAGGAGGGAAGGAAGCAGCGAGGAAGGAGACGAGAUCCAACCCUUCAGGGGGGAUCAGAGCUGGGGGCGAUGGCUCCAACCCUCACAUGGGUAAAGGAGGGUUGUUCUCUAGUCUGCCUAAACCCAGGAAACGAAAUGAACCUGUCAAAAUCCCCGUGCCACAGAUCCAGAGACGUGACUCGGACUCGGAUGAUGAUGAACCAACAAGCAAGAGACCACACGCUCAGGGUGCAGGUUCCGGCCUGUCCUCCAUUCUGCCACAGCCCAAAAAUAUGUCGGUGAAAGGGACAGACAGACCUUUGAUACCUCAUGCACUCACCAGACGACAAGAACCCAAGGCAUCCAAACCCGGAGGUCCUGCACAGGGUCUGAUCGGUUCAAGCCCGUCCCCCUCCGCUAUCAAAGCCGCAGCUAAGUCCGCAGCCCUGCAGGUGGCCAGACAAAUAGCCACAGAUGACCAAGAUGAGGAGGACAUAACCCCACAGAACUACUUUUCUCUAGGCGAGAGCUCCCAGCCUCUCCCUGCAGUCGUCCCAAUUGUUGAUACUGAGCCAGGAGCACCCACUGAACCCCUGCCCUAUGCAGAUCCAGAUCCAGAUCCAGACGCUGAUGAGCCGGGGCAGUCAGAUGCCCCUCUAGACUUUGGGGGUAGCAGUGAGGAAGCAGGUGCAUGGGGAGCUCAAUAUCAGUAUAAUCAACCCCUGUCAGGCCCGGAGGCUCUCCCUCAGGGAUACUAUAAUCAGCCAUACUACCCCGAUCCCGACACCGGCUUGACGGAGGCCGAGGAACCCGGGCAGUCAGCCCUAUUUGAUGAUGAAGCGUUCAUGCGGCUACAGGGUAAAAGAAAUCGAGGCAAGGAGGAAGUGAAGUUUCUGGAUAUCAAAGGGGACGACCAGCUAAGUGGAAAUCAGCAGUGGAUGACCAAAAAUAUUUCAGAGGAAAAGCAAGUCCGCCAGUCUUUUAGCAAGAAAAGAGGAGAACAACCCACAGGACAACAGAGACGCAAGCAUCAGAUAACGUAUCUCAUUCAUCAGGCAAAGGAACGUGAGCUGGAGCUGAAAAACAGUUGGGCAGAAAACAAGUUAACCCGCCGACAGACUCAGGCCAAAUAUGGUUUCUGAGCAUCAUAACUGUGGACUGGUUGCAUACACAAACAUCAUAAGAGAUUAAAAUAGAGACGUCCAGAUUUAUUAACAUGAAAGAAGACAGAGUGUUUAGGAAAAACAAGUGUACAAACCUCUCACAGAUUCUUUUCCUGCUCUCCUCCUCUGUACCGUUUGAUAAAGCGUAAUUCUCAUAUCGAAAGUCCAGUUCCACCUGCAGAACCUGGUACAGUAGUUUACAAUAAAUGUAUGGACAGUUCCCACAAAUAAAUUGAAAGUGUGGAUGGUCAGCCAGUGGAAAAAAAUAUUUACGUGGCCAUUCCAGGUGUUUUCCCCCUUUUAAAUGUGUAUUUUUCCAGUUCGUUCCUUACUUUGAGGCAUGACUUUUGUUUUUGAUAUAAAGCAUGUCUCCUAAAAUGUUUGGUUCUCUGGUAAUCAGGCACUAGUAGUAUGUCUCUGUUAAGUAUUUAUUCAUUUAUUAAAAAACCUUACCAUCAUGACAGUUGCACAUUAAAUUAGUGAGAACAAUUUUGCAUAUCUAUGUUAUUUAAGGUUGUUUUUUCUUUUAUUUUGUUUUAGCAGAGAACCAAAUACGAAGUUGAAAUUUCAACUAGUUCUUUAGCUGGGAUAGAGACCACAAAACCAUCAGAUUUUUAACAUUUAACAGCAUCUUUACCUUUGUUCGCCUCCACCCUUUGUACAGUAUCUGUAAGUGGAUAAGUGAGUAAUACCUGAUAGGCACUGUGAAAAUAUCUCCAAGUGGGAGUCAUAUAUAGAGUCAUAGACUUUUUGUUUUCUGGGAGUGUCAGAAAUCUGUAACCACACUUUUAUUUAGCUUCACUUUUUGUAUCAGCUUCUCCUGUCAAUGUCACCUGUCCAUUUUAGGAAAUGACUGUUUUGAAUCCAAACUCCUUUUUUGGGGAAAAAUCCAACGAACUUCCGCCGCUUGAUCCAUCUCUGGUUUCUGUUUUCUCAUGGAUAGAUGCACAUUCGCAGACUUUUUCAUUGUCCAGCUUUCUUUAUGGCUGUUUACCUUGUGAUUCUGUAUUAUAGUCAUGUCUUUCUCCCAUGCCGGAGCAAAAGACCCACAACUCCAUUUUCAAUAGUGUCAGUUUGUUUCUAAAUACAGUAUAUUUUAUAAAUGUAGGACUUUGCAAAACCUUUGAAUAUGAACAGUUACAGGUGGUGAUUCACAUUUGAUUUGCAAAAAAAAUGGUAUUAACCUAAAAUAUUAUUUACGUAGGACUUUUCUCAAUAGGAAAGUGCUUUCCAAGAAGGGAUGAGGUGCGCUCAUUCAGACGGGGACUCACAAGACGGCAAUAAUAAGUGUCUUGUUAUAAAAUUAGGUUCUGCCAAUGGCUUUUGCUGAAGUGAUUUAAGGGACUACGCAGUUUCGUGGGGGCUUUAAUGGAAAAGGUCAAAUCACAAACUGACCUGGGAAAUGUUUGCAAGGCACUAUCUGCAGAUCUCUAGUCGGUUGUAUAAGAGUGCAAGGUCAUUUAGGGCUUUGAAAGCCAGCAAUAGGAUAUUUAAUUUAAGCUGAACUCUAAAAGCAAGCAAGCAGAUGGGGACGACUAAUGGGGCAGUGUGUUUAAACCCUUUGGGUCAGAUAAUUUAGCUGCAGAAGUUUGAACCAGCUGGAGACUGGUGCAUUUCCAUUCCCAUGCAAGAAUCUGGUACUUUUUUUUUUUUUUACCUUUUACGCUAUGUAUGUUGUACAGUUUAAUUCAUAAAUAAAUGUCUUUCUUGGCUCCUUAAUUUGGAGUCCUGAAGGUUAUUACCAUUAUCACAAAAAUGCUAGAAGUUGCUCCUUUAUGAAUCAUGUUAAAGGUUUGACAUAACCCACUAAGUUUUGAAAUUAAAAUCUUAAAAAAAAUAAACUGUCUACAAUACUAAGAACAGCA
Messenger RNA from Cololabis saira (Pacific saury), 3619 nucleotides. It is a transcript of the gene prcc, whose product is annotated as proline rich mitotic checkpoint control factor. The record is from RefSeq and is a predicted model, not a curated record. Gene Ontology annotation, cellular component: nucleus. NCBI's taxonomy places the organism in Eukaryota, Metazoa, Chordata, Actinopteri, Beloniformes, Belonidae. The transcript has 7 exons. The coding region runs from base 480 to 1733 and encodes 417 amino acids.